AUGCAUAAAAUUCGGUCCUAUGCGCGGCGGUCUGCGUGGUACGAUGAGGAUGGAGAGGCAAGCCACAACCCCUUCAAGAAAGCCCGGGUGAAUAAACGCCGCUCGACAAACACCUCAAGACAACUAGAGGACGGCAUACUGCAUCGCAGUACAGAAGGUAGUAUUCAAACAUCGACGGAGCGCCGGCGCCUCAACGACCUGAGUCAUGGCCUCCAAGCAGGAGAUCGUGCUGACACCUGGCCCACUACAUCAGCGCCGCUGCCUUCUUCUUCCCAAACCCAGGAAGGAAGCAUACAGGAAAAGCACGCCCUAGAACCCGCGGGCAGCCAAGAUCCGAUCAAUGUCUCGCGCGGCAUCGACGGCGACAAUAGUGAAGAUGGAGCAACCAGACGCCGGAAGCAAACCUCUACUUCUCUAACUGAUCGAGACGACUUGACCACGACGAAGAGCGUGGAUUCCGGCAAGAGCGAAAAGCCUGUGUUUACAGUGGGCAGUCAGCUACGAGCGACCAUUCUUAAUUCAUGGAUCAAUGUGCUGCUGGUCUGCGUUCCUGUUGGAAGCACAGUUGCUCUCAAUUAUACCAACGUGAGCAGAACGGCUGUUUUUGUCGUUAACUUCAUUGCCAUCAUCCCGCUGGCCGCGAUGUUGAGUUAUGCGACGGAAGAGAUUGCGCUUCGAACUGGAGAAACGCUCGGUGGUCUUUUGAAUGCCACUUUUGGCAAUGCGGUCGAGUUGAUCGUUGCCAUCAUAGCACUCGUUCAGGGAGAAGUGACUAUUGUGCAGACUUCCUUGAUUGGAAGUAUGCUGUCCAACUUGCUCUUGGUCAUGGGCAUGUGCUUCUUCUUUGGCGGCCUCAACCGUAUUGAGCAGAAGUUCAAUGAAGUCGUUGCGCAGACUGCUGCCAGUCUUCUAGCGCUUGCAGUGUCUAGUUUGAUCAUCCCCACAGCAUUCAAGAAAUGGGCUGCCGGUGGUGCUCAGCAUACUGAUGAGCUUUCACGCGGAACUUCCGUCAUUUUACUCGUGGUGUAUGGCGCCUAUCUCUUUUUCCAGCUCAAAUCACACGCGGAAAUAUACAACAAACCCAGCGAGAAAACCGAGAAGAGAAACAAAGGUCGCGCCAAGGGCGACACUAUCAAGGGCAUGGUUGCAAUAGGCAACCUUGGCGCCAGCAUGGCCAGUGAUUCAGCCAAACGCGAUCUCGACACGCGGGCAAGCGAGGAGGACGAGGAAGAAGACAAAGAGGUGCCACAGCUUCAUUUCUACGUGGCUGUCCUUACGCUCGUUAUAUCGACGGUGUUUGUGGCUCUCUGCGCCGAAUUCAUGGUCGACGCCAUUGACGCGGUGACGUCGGGUAAUAGCGGGAUUUCAGAAACAUUUGUCGGACUGAUAUUGCUGCCCAUUGUCGGAAACGCAGCCGAGCACGCUACCGCAGUGACAUGCGCGGUGAAGGAUAAGAUGGAUCUCGCUAUUGGAGUUGCAGUGGGUUCGAGUAUGCAGAUCGCGCUGUUGGUGCUUCCUUUGAUUGUUGUCAUUGGGUGGAUUAUGGGCAACGACAACAUGACUUUGGACUUUGGCGACGGCUUUCAAGUCGUAGUUCUAUUCGUGGCCGUUCUGCUGGUCAAUUAUCUGAUUGCUGAUGGCAAAUCUCACUGGCUCGAGGGCGUCUUGCUCAUGACAUUAUACAUCAUCAUAGCCAUUGCAGCAUGGUUCUAUGACUGA
This is a messenger RNA of Talaromyces atroroseus, 1719 nucleotides long. RefSeq lists its product as hypothetical. The transcript has 8 exons. Gene Ontology annotation, biological process: intracellular calcium ion homeostasis; calcium ion transmembrane transport. The coding region runs from base 1 to 1719 and encodes 572 amino acids. The record is from RefSeq and is a predicted model, not a curated record. NCBI's taxonomy places the organism in Eukaryota, Fungi, Ascomycota, Eurotiomycetes, Eurotiales, Trichocomaceae. Gene Ontology annotation, cellular component: fungal-type vacuole membrane. Gene Ontology annotation, molecular function: calcium:proton antiporter activity.